AUGCGCGGGGCGGGAGCGCAGACGGAUGCGCGGGGGAUGCGGAGGAGCUCGGAGGAGCUCGGAGGAGAGAGAAGGAGAGCGGAGGAGGGCUCAGCACAGCCCCGCCCGGCGCGGCCCCGCCCGGCGCUGCUCGCCCUCCGCGGGGGCGGCCAGAGCCGGGCGCUGCGGGCAGCAGGGACCGCUCCGCUCCGCACCGCCCCGCACCGCAGCCAUGGCCCCGGGCUCGCCCGCCGCUCGCCGCCGCGCCGCGCCGCGCCUGCUGGCCGCGCUCCUGGACGGACGGUCCGGAGCGCCGGGGAUAAGUCACUUGGCCAAGGUGACUUCGCAGCCGAGCCCCAGCUCCGAAGUCCCGGCUCCAGCCCCUGCCCUGCCCGCACCGGCGCUCCCGUCGCCAGCGCUUCUCCUGCGAGCACUGCGGCUGCACCCCGCUUUGCCCCGCUCCUGCGCUGCCCGGCCAGCGGGGACCGCGCUGCCUGCCUGCCCGGGACCGGGGGAUGGCCGCGGGGAGGCCGUGCACUGCUUCAGCGCCAGCACGCCCGCCGACAGGUCAUUGUCUUACAGUUCAUUCGAAAAGCCUUGGCCUCACUCUCUGCUCCCCUCUCCCUGCCAGGUUUGCACAUCUUUGCCAUCGCCUUCGCCUUGGAGGUGUCGGUGGGGAAGACCAGCACGGUGAUGGCUCUGAAUAACUCCAAUAUCCUGCUGCCCUGUACCUUCACCACCUGCAUAGGCUUCCAGGACCUGGUCUUCACAUGGUAUUUCAACUCGACAGAGCUGAUUUACCAUGGCAAGAUAAAGAACAAAGCCACGGAGCCCACCCUCAUCUGGCACAACCCUCGGGUGGAGUUUGUCGGCUCCACCACCAAGAAGGACAACAACAUCUCCAUCGUGCUGAACAACGUGGAGUUCAGUGAUGCUGGCAAGUACACCUGCCACGUCAAGAACCCCAAGGAGAGGAACGCCCAGCACAACGCCACCAUCAUCCUCACCGUGGUCCAUAAGAUGGUGGAGACAGACAACACUGUGACACUCAUCAUCGUGGGUGUGGUGGGGGGGCUCAUCGGCCUCCUCAUCCUCUUCAUGCUCAUCAAGAGGGUGGUCCUGUUCAUCAUCAAGAAGACGCAGGACGGGAAGAAGGAGUGUCUGGUGAGCUCGUCAGGGAACGACAACACCGAGAACGGCCUGGCCGGCUCCAAGGCGGAACAAAAAGCACCACCAAAGGCAUGAACGAAGCAGCGGCGCCCCGCGCCCGCCCCGCUCCGCCGCGGGAGCCCGGGCACGGGACGAGCCUUCCCCUUUUGUUUUCUUUCCGAACUGCCAGCGCUUGAGACAUGUUUCUAUUACACACGUGCCUGCAACCUGCACUGCUUCUCGGAGAAGGCUGCGGCUGCCGGGGGGACUGGGAGCUUGUCGCGGACUCGGGCUGGGAGGCUGCUGCGGCGGAGGGAGCGCCGGCUCCGCUCUGAGCGCGGUGCCGGGCAGGCAGGGCAGGGGGCCGG
Molecule: messenger RNA, 1496 nt
Organism: Parus major (Great Tit)
Lineage: Eukaryota; Metazoa; Chordata; Aves; Passeriformes; Paridae
Gene: SCN4B
Product: sodium voltage-gated channel beta subunit 4
Exons: 6
Coding region: 1-1224 (407 amino acids)
Biological process (GO): regulation of sodium ion transmembrane transporter activity; regulation of ventricular cardiac muscle cell membrane repolarization; cardiac muscle cell action potential involved in contraction
Cellular component (GO): voltage-gated sodium channel complex; membrane
Molecular function (GO): sodium channel regulator activity; transmembrane transporter binding
Source: RefSeq, a predicted model, not a curated record